Messenger RNA from Antechinus flavipes (yellow-footed antechinus), 1228 nucleotides. It is a transcript of the gene SGF29, whose product is annotated as SAGA complex associated factor 29. The record is from RefSeq and is a predicted model, not a curated record. Gene Ontology annotation, cellular component: SAGA complex. Bases 217 to 1098 code for a protein of 293 amino acids. NCBI's taxonomy places the organism in Eukaryota, Metazoa, Chordata, Mammalia, Dasyuromorphia, Dasyuridae. The transcript has 10 exons.
UGCAGUUGCCGUCGCUGCGGUCUUCAUCGACUCCGUCACAGUUGGCUCGUUUUGGCUCGUCCUCGGUAGGUAGGUUUGGGUAGCAGCUAUGGGCCUUAAGCGGACCAGGGGAGCAGGGGAGCGGGGAGCGGCAACAUCUUACCCGUUGUGCUCCCCCCAUCCCGGGCCAGGCUGUGGUGCCCCAAGACACUAAAAAAAACAGUAUUUACCACAGCCAUGGCAUUGGUGUCAGCAGACUCCAGAAUAGCUGAACUACUGACAGAGCUCCAUCAACUGAUUAAGCAAACUCAGGAAGAACGCUCCCGAAGUGAACAUAACCUGAUCAAUAUCCAGAAGACACAUGAGAGAAUGCAGACAGAAAACAAAAUCUCCCCUUAUUACCGGACAAAGCUUCGAGGUCUCUAUACCACAGCCAAGGCAGAUGCAGAAGCAGAAUGCAAUAUACUGCGCAGAGCUCUGGAUAAGAUUGCUGAGAUCAAGACUUUGCUGGAAGAAAGGCGAAUUGCGGCUAAAAUUGCAGGAUUAUACAAUGAUUCAGAACCUCCACGGAAAACCAUGCGCCGUGGAGUGUUGAUGACCCUAUUGCAACAGUCAGCCAUGACAUUGCCUCUGUGGAUUGGGAAACCUGGAGACAAGCCUCCACCCCUGUGUGGGGCUAUUCCGGCUUCAGGGGAUUAUGUAGCUAAACCAGGUGAUAAGGUGGCUGCUCGAGUGAAAGCUGUGGAUGGGGAUGAGCAAUGGAUUCUGGCUGAAGUGGUCAGCUACAGUCAUGCUACCAACAAAUAUGAGGUGGAUGACAUUGAUGAGGAAGGCAAAGAGAGACACACCUUGAGCCGAAGACGUAUCAUCCCACUACCACAAUGGAAGGCCAAUCCUGAGACAGACCCUGAAGCUUUAUUCCAGAAGGAUCAGCUUGUGCUGGCAUUGUACCCCCAAACCACCUGCUUUUACCGGGCUUUGAUUCACACUCCUCCACAACGGCCCCAGGAAGACUACUCUGUCCUGUUUGAAGAUACUUCCUAUGCAGAUGGUUAUUCUCCUCCCCUCAAUGUGGCCCAGAGGUAUGUUGUGGCCUGCAAGGAACCUAAGAAGAAGUGAGGUUCGGUUUGACUGAAUCACGGACUUUUUACCUUGCCUCUGUUCACCUGACUCUUCGGCCAUGCCCCUUGAAGAGGGGAAUUAAUGUAUCCUUCUCUGCAGACUAAUAAAUAUACAGCCCUGUCCCCUA